AUAUGUUUUUGUUUAUCAAAAUAUGUUUUAUAUCAAGUUAUAUAAAUAAUUGUUUAGUCUGUUCAAAUUUUUAUCUAUUUGAUGUAACUUAUCUUCUAUUUUCGUCAUACGUAUAUAAAAGAUCAAGUUUGGAAAGUGGUGCCCUCUGUUCCAAGCAGUUUGGAAUAUUGUCAGCGGGCAGGCGCUGGACCGCUUUCUGAGGCUGCGUGUGAGAUAAAGAGCGAAAGACAGAGAAAGAUCGCGAUUCAAACUCGAAAUCUAACGAGGAACUCUCAGAGCCACGCGAGUGGCCGCGCGAUACGGCACGGGUGUUUGAAAACGGCCGAUAACUGUGUGCAUCGCGCCAUGUGUACGGAGAAAAGUGCGAAUUUGCUGUGGCUUCUUUAUUCCAUAUUGCUCAUCUGUGGAUUUGUUCUGCCAUACGGACGCUGCCAAAACGCGGACCCGCGAGAACAAUUCGGUAACAGGGAUGACGCGAGGAAAAUAGACGAUCUGCGCGAUGAACUGCAGGCUGACGAUGCGGAUCAGUCGUACGUCUGGGAUGCGUCUCUCGAGGGUAAAAAGACGCUCGACGAGAACGGGAGCUCCCUCUCGUCUCGAAACGCGGCGGAGGUGUCGGAGACGGAAGUGGAAACAGCGCCUCGGGCAGACGGAAAUAGGGACAAGGUCCUCGUUCCACCAGCAGGUGUUUCCAACUCAUCGUUUCGGCCGGGACUGAAUGUCACAGCCUCGGCGUCGAUCACUCGUCGAAAGGGCGACAGCGGCGACAGAUCCCGGAAGAAACGUCGCAGAAACAAAGAUUCGAAGAGCGGGAACACGGAGGUGGAUCGUGAAUCGCGAGACAACAGCAGCCAGGAGAACGAGAUCAGGGGGAAGCGGAACGGGCAGACGAAGAAGCCUAAUAAAGACUCCGCGGCGAGGAGGUAUCGGGCCGAGCGUCGCAGGAGGAGGAAGAAUCGCGAGCGGAAACGCGGGCGGAAGAGGGCGAGGAACGGGGAGAAGAACGGGGAGGCGCGUAGUAGAGCGUCCAAGUUGAAGAGAAGGAUGAACGACGCGCCGGCUGCGCUGCUUCUCGGCAAGAUCGACGGCCACGCGGUGGACGACGCGACGAACGUGACUUGGAGAGGUGCGAACCGAACGCGCUCGAGCGGCACCGAUGUUACGUCACCGUCCAAUCUUCAGGAUCAAUUAACCACCGAGGCCGCGAAGGCCACGCAGACCACCUCGCGUUACAACACGCACGAGGACACCGUGGAGAGAGAAUUUUCGAAACAGCUCGAGAAAGAGAUCUCGCGCACCCAGAUGGAGGAUCCGGCCAGCUUGGAGAACCGCAUCCUGGGCAGCUCUGUUCCCAAGUCGUCGCGGAAGAAUUGGGGCCGAAAGGAGGGGCAGGAGGAGGAGGAGGAGGUGGAGGAGGGCGGGAACGAGGCGAAGUUCGGCAACUCCAGGUACGACGCUGAGAAGAUGUUGGGCUACUCGAGGACGGAGGAGGAUCUGCCCAUUCUGGAUUUGGAGAACGAGGUGCUGGCGAGGACGUUGAAGGAUUACAACGCGUACAUGACGUCGAGUUUGAGGUUGUCGAUGGUGACGAGGCGGGGCGGGGAGGUCGAGCGGAGGAGGGCCGGGGGCGGGUCGCAUUUUCACGGAAAGCCCAUAAUCGACGAGGCAGAGUUGGACAGGUUGGGUGGUGGAAAGAAGAGCGCGGAAUGGGGGAGCAGCAGCACGGUGGUGUACGAGGACGAUACGAGGGGGGAUUUGUCUUGCAUAAACGGGACGUUCGUGCCUGCACCCCUCGCCAGGCAUGCGCUGAUCAAAUAUGUAAAAUCAUCGAUACCAGGCCACGAAUACUUGGAAGCCGAUUACGAAUGUGCCCCAGGAUUCUAUAUGGUGAGCACAACGAACAGAUUGUUAUGCAAAAAUCGUCAAUGGAUGGGACAACUGCCAAAGUGCAAGAUCAAAGCGAAUUUUCAAGGUGCGUGCAUCGACGCUUCCUGCGAUCACGUUUGUAAAGAAGUCGAUGGCAGACCGGUGUGUUCCUGUUACAAAGGUUUCCGGUUGGAGGAUGAUAAAUGUAUGGAUGUGAACGAAUGCAAGGAUAACAAGGGAGGUUGCGAACAUAAAUGUGUGAACACCCCGGGAUCCUUUCGUUGUGAGUGCCCAAAGGGGAUGAAACUAGACGAGGACAGGUUCACAUGCAAGGAUAUCAAUGAAUGUCUGUUGAACAACGGGCACGGGCCUUGUCAGGAUACGUGUCGGAACACUAUAGGCGGCUACGAAUGUUCCUGCGACAGUCUACAGGACACCGUGCUGUCAGCCGACAACCACACGUGUCAGACAGCGGGUCCCUGUAGCGUCAACAACGCGGGAUGCUCCCACACCUGUCUCUCCACCAUGGGACGAGUAUUUUGUCUCUGUCCCGAUGGUUUCAUCCUGGAGGACGACUGGAAAACCUGUCAAGACGUGGACGAGUGCGCCCAACCCGAUUUGCAAACGGAGAUGUGUCGGUACGGUUGUAUCAACACACCAGGAUCUUAUCGAUGCGCCGAGCCAAUGGAGUUGAAGGAUCAACCGAUACUGGACAGCUUGUCCAUCACGUGCCUGCCGGGCUACGAGGCCACCCCCGAUGGAACUUGUAUCGAUAUCAAUGAGUGUACAGUUGACAACGGUGGGUGCACAGAAGUCUGCGAAAACACGGAUGGGAGUUUCUUCUGCGCCUGUGACGGUGACGAAAAAGCUCUAUCGUCGGAUGGCAAGUCUUGCGUGGAUAUAAAUAAUGUAUCCUGCCCACCGUUGAAUCCGGAGGGUCGAGGAUAUUUAAUGUGUUCACGUUUAGCUGCUCCAAAGCCAUGGAGAGGCAGACGAAGAGUGGCCAAUCGACCAGGUACCAAAUGUUUCUUGAAGUGUCCCCAUGGGUAUCAACUUCACGGAGAAUACGAAUUGACUUGUAGAUCGGAUGGUUCGUGGGACGGUCCAAAACACGGCGAGUGCGUCAGAUACAGCAAGCCUCGUUUAGAGUGCCCGAAAGAUGUGAUCGCGGAACUGCCACCGGGGAGAGACGAGGCCUUCGUGACGUUCGAUCAACCCUCGACAGAUCUGGAUUGGUUCCGGUACGUUCGAUCGAAACCCUCCUGGGGCACCAGGCUGGAGGCUAAUCUAACCCCGGGUGUGCAUGAGAUCACGUUCUUCGCGAGACACCCGGUAUCGAAGAAGCAAGCUAGCUGCGUGUUGCGCAUCAUUGUCAAAGGAGGCGAGGCGCCAAAAGUUAAAGACUGUCCGAACGACAUAGAGGUCACGGGGAGAAAUGGGACAGCGAUUACGUGGACCGAGCCAAUUUUCACGGACAACGUGAAGGUGACCCGGAUUAGGAGCAACGAGAGUCCAGGACGACGUUUCGACGUCGGUGGGCACAGAGUGGAGUACGAGGCGAGCGAUGAAGCGGGUUGGUCGAGCAAGUGCGUGUUCACCGUGGUCCUUCGCCAGGAGUGAGGCGGAAAUUCGUCGACGAUCAGGUGAGCGCGAGAACAAGGAAGAAGGAAGAGGAGGAACAACGGUGAGAAAGAAGGAAUCCAGGUAAAAGGGGAGGGAAAAGGGGUAGGUAGUAGCGGGCUGGAAGAGCAACGAUAAGGUAAUAUAAAUGGAAAUGCUCUGGACUCAUGCGCGUCGUAUUCUUCGCGUGCGUAAUGGAUUCCGUUUUAUUCGAAAGGUUAAACGUGAAUGAGACACGAAUAUGUCUUGUCGCGAUAUUCGUGAUGCACACACGAGGGUGUGUGUGUGUGUGUGUACACGUGGAAAUUUUAAUGUUUGAAAAAGUUUGAUAUCGGAUAUUAUCCUAUUUGGUGGGAUUAGAAGAAGAUGAUUUGAAAAUAUGUUUGGGGAGAUUUUUUCGUUUUAUUGUUUAUUGAAUUAGUUUGAAAAAAGGAUUACAAUUUUUCGUUUGGAAUAAUAUUUAAAAAAAGGAAGAAAACGUACAUUUAUAUAUGGAAAUAUAUGUAAUUAGAAAGAUGGUUGGAAAGUUUAAAAAUUGCUUUUGGGAUCUUUCUUUCAGAGGGAUUGGAAUUUUUAUUAUCUUAUUAAUUAUCCCAUUAAGAUUUUUUUCAAUCAUUUGGGAUUUUUACAAUGUUUUUGAUUAUCCAAAACGUGGAUAUAAAUUUCUUUUUGCGAAAAUAUCUGUUAAUAUCUUACGUACUGAUUUUAAUUUUUCUUAUUAUAAUGAUCAUUAUUUUUUUUUUUUUUAGCAUUAUUAUUUUUCUCCUUCAAUUAUUCAAUAUAGCAUACAAUUCAAAAAGUUUUUAAUAGCUUUAUAGAAUCGUACAAUAUCGACAAAGAUGAUCUCGAGAAUAAUGAUUAAUAUCCUUGUUAUUCAUAAUUCUUUGAUGAUUAUUGCCAAUAUCUGAAUUCCCUAGUCUCCAUAAUUUCUCAAACAUUUAUUCGUUAAUGGUGUACCAAUCAUCUAAGAUAUUUUAUAAUCUCUAUCACGCUCGAAGGUUUUUUUUAUUUUGAAACACUUGGAAUGUUGUAGCGAAAAAUAUUAUUCCAGUGGAUAUAAUGUUACUAUUCGACCAGUAUCUUCAUCCUAUUAAAGUUUAAGAAGUGGAGCACUUAAGAGAUGAAAGAUGGUGAAGUCUGAAUCAUUCUAUUCGUGAAAAUGCAAUUAAAUUUUUAUCCACGUCUACGCAUGUAUAUGUCGAUGAUUAUGAAAGUGGUUUAAAUAAAAAAAAAGAACUUCAUCCGUUUAUUUAAUUUGUAUCGAGUUGAUUUGCUCUGUAAAAUAGAAUGAUAUUAUCUUUCAAAAAGUGGUUGAAAAUUGAAUAGCAAAAUGCGACGUGGAAAGUAUAUUUUAUUAAUGAUGACGAUUGUAAAAAUCGGAGUAUUUUAAAAAAAAAAGCUAGUCAGAGAUAUAGUUAGGUCUCCAAAAUAAUACAUUCUUAAAUCAUAAAACAAAUAUAUACACUUGAAAAAUGAUUUAAUAAAAUAAUUAUUGAAAUUAAAUCAAAAGUAAUCCAAUGAUAAACUGGUUACACAACAUCGUAAUAUAAUCUGCAAAUAAAAGAGGGGGUAAUAUCUAGAGCUAUGACGAGUCAAUAUCUCAUUUUCGUAAUUAGCGCCAUAUAUACAAACGUAUUUCAUUCGAGUAAAGUGUCUCGUCGAUCUUU
Messenger RNA from Apis mellifera (honey bee), 5153 nucleotides. RefSeq lists its product as uncharacterized. Bases 346 to 3486 code for a protein of 1046 amino acids. The transcript has 13 exons. Lineage: Eukaryota; Metazoa; Arthropoda; Insecta; Hymenoptera; Apidae. The record is from RefSeq and is a predicted model, not a curated record. Gene Ontology annotation, molecular function: calcium ion binding.